Molecule: messenger RNA, 992 nt
Organism: Oncorhynchus nerka (sockeye salmon)
Lineage: Eukaryota; Metazoa; Chordata; Actinopteri; Salmoniformes; Salmonidae
Product: FERM, ARHGEF and pleckstrin domain-containing protein 1-like
Exons: 7
Coding region: 27-992 (321 amino acids)
Cellular component (GO): cytoskeleton
Molecular function (GO): guanyl-nucleotide exchange factor activity
Source: RefSeq, a predicted model, not a curated record
UGUGUCCCCAGAGGACAGACUAUGAUAUGAUAAAGGGUUGGUAUGUGUCCUGUGUCCCCAGAGGACAGACGCCAGCGGACUCAGACUAUCAGCUAUUGGAGAUCGCCCGGCGGUUGGAGAUGUACGGAGUCAGGCUCCACCCUGCUAAGGACCGAGAGGGUACCAAGCUCAGUCUGGCUGUGUCUCAUAUUGGACUGCUGGUGUUUCAGGGACACACUAAGAUCAAUGCUUUUAACUGGUCUAAAGUCCGCAAGCUCAGCUUCAAGAGGAAACGUUUUCUCAUCAAACUCAGACCAGACCUCAAUCAGAGUACAUACCAGGACACUCUUGAGUUUGUGAUGGCCAGUAGAGAUGGUUGUAAGAUCUUCUGGAAAAUAUGUGUGGAGUACCACGCCUUCUUCAGACUGUUGGAGGAACCCAAGCCCAAAGCCAAAGCUGUUCUCUUCACCAGAGGGUCCUCCUUCAGGUUUAGCGGUCGGACACAGAAGCAGGUUUUCGAUUACGUCAAGGACUCAGAGUUCCAAAGGUCCCUUUUGAAAGGUGAGACUUCACCUGGUCUGGAUGUCAGCCUGAGGAAACACAGUAAGAAGGUGUCCGGCAGCAGCCUGACACCCCAGGACAGAAAGACAUCCACAGUGCCACCAGAGAGUGUCUCAGUGGCCCCUACAGUGACCAACGGCCACCAGGCUGGACCAGAGGCCCAGGCCCUACCCUCCACCACGGGACACCCAGAGCUGCAGAUCUCAGGUCCAGUCCGACAGGCAGCUGAAGGCAGCAGCUCUUCUAUCUCCUACGUCCACUGUUCUGGUGUGAUCUCAGGCAGCUCUCCAGUGGUGGUGAACGGGCAGAAAGCCUUUCCCUUCGGCCCGGGUCAGAGCCCCAACGGGCACCAGCCCUCGCCCAUCAACGCCCAUUCCUCCCCCCUCUCAUCCCCUGUUCACCAGGCUAGGAGAGUCUGGCUACGUCCCACGGAUUACCAGGCGAGUCUGUAA